This is a messenger RNA of Mangifera indica (mango), 1600 nucleotides long. RefSeq names its product probable serine/threonine-protein kinase PIX13. Gene Ontology annotation, molecular function: ATP binding; protein kinase activity. The transcript is spliced from 6 exons. The coding region runs from base 141 to 1370 and encodes 409 amino acids. The record is from RefSeq and is a predicted model, not a curated record. Gene Ontology annotation, biological process: protein phosphorylation. NCBI's taxonomy places the organism in Eukaryota, Viridiplantae, Streptophyta, Magnoliopsida, Sapindales, Anacardiaceae.
UUUUUUUGUUAAAAACAAAAGUAAGAAGCAAGCGACAUAAACUAGAGAGCCGGCUGAAAUAGAAGUAGGCAAACAAGGAGAAAAAUAAAGUCCAGAGAUAAGAUCAGAAGGAUAGAGUUGCUUUUCAUCAAUCUGUCGAUAUGGGUAUCUGCUAUGGCACUCCUGUUGAUCAUCACAGUCACAUUCACAGCCACAGCCCAGAAACCACCAAACCUUCCACCCCAGAUGUGAAACUUGUAGAGAAGAAACCAAUUAAUGAUCCGGAAGAGAAAAUCGUCGUGGACGAUAUGCCUUCAAGUGGACAAAUUGUGACUCCAAAUAUGAAAAUGUUUACUUUAGAAGAACUGAGAGCAGCCACGAAAAAUUUUAAACCUGCUACAGUGUUGGGUGAAGGGGGGUUCGGUCGGGUUUUCAAAGGUUGGGUUGAUGAGAAAACUUACGCGCCAUCAAAGGCCGGAGUCGGCAUGGCAGUUGCCGUUAAAAAAUCAAACCCAGAUAGCCUCCAAGGGCUAGAGGAAUGGCAAGCAGAGGUGAAGUUCUUGGGGAAAUUCUCACAUCCGAAUCUGGUAAAGCUCCUCGGAUACUGCUGGGAAGAUAGACUAUUCCUUCUCGUGUAUGAAUACAUGCAGAAAGGAAGCUUGGAAAACCACCUUUUCAGAAAUGGUGCCGAGCCUCUGUCAUGGGAUAUUCGCCUUAAAAUAGCAAUUGGCGCUGCUAAAGGCCUCACUUUCUUACACUCGUCGGAGAAGAGUGUUAUUUACCGGGACUUCAAGGCCUCCAACAUCUUGUUGGAUGCGGAGUAUAAUGCUAAACUCUCCGACUUUGGUCUAGCAAAAUUCGGACCCAUAAAUGGGAACUCACAUGUGACAACACGUGUUAUGGGCACCUACGGCUAUGCAGCUCCAGAAUAUGUUGCAACGGGACAUCUAUACGUCAAAAGUGACGUGUAUGGAUUCGGCGUCGUUUUGCUUGAAAUGUUGACAGGAUUACGGACGCUCGACACCAAUCGACCCUCGGGAAAGCACAACUUGGUGGAGUACAUGAGGCCAUCUCUUUCCGGUGAUAGAAAGCUGAAGAAGAUAAUGGACCCCAGGCUAGCAGAUCAAUACCCUGCAAAAGCGGCCGCCAAAGCUGCUGAGCUCAUAUUAAAAUGUCUAGAGUCUGACCCCAAAAGUCGGCCUUCCAUGGAUCAAGUCCUGGAAACUCUGGAGAAAAUCAGGGCCAUUGAAGCAGACCCUAAAAAGGUUAGAGCCAAAGCGAAACGCCACCAAGAAGAUCACCACGGCCAUCAUCAACCUCCCAUGCCUUCAAAGCAUGGUGACAAUGGAACCAGAGCUCGAGGCAGCCACCGUCCUUCAAUGGUUCGGUGAAUUUAAUAAACAUAGGUCUAGUGCAUUUGAAUGCAACUAUUUCAUCAGUAUAAAAUUUCCCAUUUCUUAGUCUGUGAUUGCUUUGGGAACUUGUAUAAGAGAAGAUCUGUAUAACAUGCUCAUACUCUGGUAGGAAUCAAGUCCAAUCAAACUUAAACCACCAUUAAUUACUUGUAUAUUUUAGUGUCCCUAAGUUGUUAAAUCGCUUGAAUUAUCCCAUUUUUCAAACA